AUGGUUAACAUCUAUUCCACAGGUAUUUUUCCCGAUUCGCUAAUUAUUCCCCCCACCUGGACCGAUAUGUCAGUCAGUAUACUAGUAUAUAUUGUGAAUUAUAUUUUACGAGCAUGUGCAUAUACCUAUACCUACAUAAUAUUAUCAUCAUCGCAAGCGUGCAAAGGUGGCAGCUGCAUUAUUUCCUAUUAUACUGCACUCAUUAUAUUACAACCGCUGUCGUCCGUAUAUACGAAUAUCAAGGAGGCAGCUGUUUCGUUUCCGUCUCUCAUCGUCCACAAACGGUUUUAGUCUAGUUCCUGUGUUGGUAACCGUCAACUACUGCGCGCGUAAUACAAACCGGCGCGCUAAACAACUAAUAAGUUAUAUAAAAUAAAAAAUAAACGAAAUACUUGUUUAAACAUUUUUCGAUGAUCAUUUUUAGUACUUCUUAACACAAUAUAUGAAUUUGAAUUCAUUAUUAUUAUAAUAUUAUCGUUAUUAGCAUUCUGCAGCACUGGUCUCUCAUGUAUCGUAUAUGUACACCGCAAUGAGUACUAAUCAUAGUAUUCUCAAAUACGAGUAGCUCAACCACGAACACAUAUUUUAUCGGUAAUUUUCAAAAGUUGCUGACAUUUAAUAAUUUAAUCGAAUUCACUAAUUUGUGGGGAUGACAGAAGGAUUUAAAUCAAAGGAUAUUAUUUUGCAUGCCCAAAAAAAAUUCUUAGGCAAAGUCACCAACAAAAAUGUUAUAAAACUAUUCAUCGAUGAACGAAACGCAAAUGUUUUGGAUAAUUUGUAUAGACUAGCAAAGAUAUAUACGGGAAAUAAAAAAGAAUCAGAAAAACUUACGAAGAACUUAAUAAAAAUAAUUGUUAAACUAGGUAUAUUAUCUAGGAAUGAUCAAUUCGAUAGUAAUGAAUUGAAAUUAGCCGAAAAUUUUAAAGAAAAAUUUAGAGAAUUAAUUAUGAUUACAGUUAGUUUUUACGACAUCGAAUUCAGUUAUGACAAAAAUUAUUUGCUUAGUUAUUUAUUUAAGUGCAGAGAUAUGUUAAAAGAAUUGACUAAAAGACAUUUAACAGAUAAGUCAUUAUUCCGAAUCGAUAAAAUUUUUGAUUUUUUUUCAAAUCCUAAAUUUUUAGACUCUGUAUUUAUCAAACGAGAUAUUGAACUAGCUGAAACAAUGCACAUUUUAAUAAACGGGUUAAAAGAAUUAUUGGAUAGAGACUUGUAGGUACCUACUAAAUCAAAAAUUAAAUGUAUAUAAUUAUUAUUUGUAUUUAAAAUUCACUUAUAUAUCGUUGAAGUUCUACAUUAAAUUUGUGUAUAAAUUAUUUCUGAAAUGUAUUUAUUACAUAUACUAUUAACAUAAUCUUUAGAGACUAAAAAAUGUUAAGUUUUUACAGCUUCUCAUUUUAUAGGUACUUCUUUAUUUGCAAUGACCAAAGAAUUGGCAUGAGAAAAGUUUCACCGUACAUGAAAAUCUAAAUUAACAGUUAAGAAAAUGAUUGAGUGUCAGUAUAAAUAAAACACACAUAUUAUUUAAAUAUUA
Molecule: messenger RNA, 1531 nt
Organism: Sipha flava (yellow sugarcane aphid)
Lineage: Eukaryota; Metazoa; Arthropoda; Insecta; Hemiptera; Aphididae
Gene: sigmar
Product: tumor necrosis factor alpha-induced protein 8-like protein
Exons: 4
Coding region: 650-1213 (187 amino acids)
Biological process (GO): regulation of apoptotic process
Cellular component (GO): cytoplasm
Source: RefSeq, a predicted model, not a curated record